CCCGCCGACCCUUAUAUAGGUGUGCACGCGACUCCCGCGGCGCGAGACGCUGCCUAGACAGGGCGUCCCGUAUUACUGAGGCACUGGUGAUGAUGUAUCGUGGUAUGCCUCUGCUCUUGUCGUCUUGUUCUUGUUCUUCUUCGUCUUCGUCGCCAGCGAGCCUUUCACCCUCCUUUGGGCCUCUUCUCUAGACAGAAGAACACCGCCCCCCCCUCGUCUCCACCUCUCUCUCUCCGCGUUUCCGAUUGUCGAAUUUCAACGCCCGCAUUUCCCGAACCAAUGCCAUGCAAAUCAACUACCUUGCGCCUCUCCAGGCUUUCCUGGACCCCAAGAACCAGUUUGCUCUCUUCUUCGUCGGCUCCUUUGUCGCCAAACUGCUGCAUCUCGGCAGCCAUGCGACCUCGUUGCCAAUCGUCCUCUAUCUCCUAUACUUCCCGACCUUCAUCCUUCCCGAUGUGAUCCUCCUGGUCGGCAGCAAGCUGCUCGUCUACACACAAAAUGCACGCCAUGCAUCACCCUACCGGAAAAUCUUUGGUGGCCUUCUUGCUGGUUUCACCGCAGCCUGCGCCGCAGCACAAAUAUCCUUCUCUAUCGAAACGGGAGGCGAGAUCCAGUGGAUGGCAGCGAGUAAGCUGAUGGGAGGCAGUGGAGGCCUGGGCCUACUAUUAUCAGGUCUUCCUGCCAUGGCCAUCGCUUUCGCAGUUCUCUAUGCCAUUUCCCUGGUCGUCGCACCAAGGUUCUACGACGCCGUCGAGCAUGUGCUGGAAAGAAUAAGCCGAUCCUUUCGACAAAGCUACCAAUUGAUCAAGAAGAGGAAACCCAGCACCGAUGAAGACCAGCAGCAGCUGCUCGUUCCCCUCAACGAAGAGCCCGCACCAUGGCCUGCCGCCCGCGAAAGUACCGAGAUCAUGGACCACACCCCACCCAAACAAGCCCCCAGCACGAAGACCGCGAUUGCUGUAGUUUUCACCACGCUCUUCGCCGCCGUCGUCGUUAUAAUACUCCAGAUUGUGCGGCCGAAAAAUCCGCCCUACGCACACAUGUCCGGUACGCUGCCGAUCACGAUCCUCGAAGCCGCGUGGUUCCAGCCCAUCAAUUCGGAAUUCUGCCUGCCGCACCCUGUGGAAAUGGCUGUUUUCCCCUUCGAGCGGUUCAACAAGUUCUACAAUCAUGCGCAGUCUCCUGACUGGAUGCCUCAGUCUGAGUUGUGUAACAAGGCAAAUCGUCCUGGUCCUCCCCCGUGGAUGGAGCACCCAGAGGAUGGUCCGCCUGGUCCUCCACCUCCAGGGCCGCCGCCUCCAGGGCCGCCGCCUCAUGGACAUCCUCCAGGACCCCCUCCUCCCCAUGGACAUCCCCCAGGACCCCCUCCUCCUCCUGGGCCUCCUCUUGGGCCUCCUGGGCCCCCGCCCCCUGGACCUCCCCCGGAUAAGCGACGCGAUGCAGGCUUUCAACGCCCCAGGAACGGCCACAGAAAGCAUUAUGAGCCGGUUUGCGAUCCGCUCAAACUAUCCAACCUCGAUGCAGAGAUCCACCAGACGCUCCAGGAAACUCUGGACACCAAAAAACCGAAAAUCAAAAAUGUUCUUCUUCUUACGCUCGAGAGCACCCGGAAAGACAUCUUUCCCUUCAAGAAGGACAGUCAUGCAUAUAGAACGAUUCUGUCUUCGUACACUUCCCCGAACGCCUCGGCUGAACUUGACGCUAAGCUCGCAAGUCUGACAGAUACUGCUGCUUUUCUUUCUGGUGAGUCCACCGGGUUUGGAGCACACGACGAGAAGGCUUCAAAAGGAAGCUGGAGAGCUGCGUUCAAGGAUGGCAUGGGAGGAAUCAACGUCCAUGGCGCGGUUACACAAGCUGCCUACACACUGAAGAGUCUUCUCAGCAGCCAUUGCGGUGUGGAACCAUUACCUGUCGACUUCACAGAGGAAAUCCGGGGUCGCAUCUAUCAGGCUUGUCUGCCACAUGUCCUGGAAACCAUGAGUCAACUCACGCGUAGUGAAGAGGAGGGCACUGAAGAUGAGGACCAGAAGAAGACGGAGACUGCUAGGGAAAACAAAGAGAAGGAUCAUCGCUCCUGGGAAUGGUCGUCGACAUUGGUGCAAUCGGUCAUAGACCAGUUCGAUUAUCAGGACGUGCUGGACGAGCAUAUGGGGUUCAAGGACGUCAUCGCAGAGAGCACCCUUUCCAAGCCGACCUCGAAGCAUUAUCCUCCAAAGCAGCCCUGGUCAAAUUACUUUGGUUACCCGGAAACUGAAACCCUGGACUACCUCCGCGAUCUCUUUGUCGACGGGCAAAAGCAGCAGAAACGCGUUUUUGUCUCGCACCUCACGAGCACACCUCACCACCCGUUCAAAACCCCCAAGGGCUGGGAGGGUAAGACAGAAUACAUGAAAAAGCAGCGAUGGCGUCCCGAGGAUCCGUUUGAUGCAUAUCUAAACACGAUCAAGUGGCAAGACGAAUGGGUCUCGCAAAUCUUCCAGAUGUUGCACGACGUCGGUGCUCUCGACGAGACACUCGUAGUCAUGACUGGAGACCACGGUCUCGCCUUUGCAACAGUCGACAAGGCCCAAUCCACCGUCAACAACGGGCACAUAUCCAACUUCGCAAUCCCCCUCCUCUUCGUCCACCCAGACCUUCCCCGCCUGCAACUCAACGCCUCAACAACACCUCUAUCCAUCCUCCCAACGGUCCUAGAUCUCCUCCUCCAAACCAAAUCCCUGCACAACCCAGCCGCCGAAAUAGCGCGCGACGUCCUCCCCAACUACCAAGGCAACUCGCUAAUCCGCAACCUCGACUACCGCGUGCCCACCACAAACGGCCUCAGCGCCCCCGCCUUCUUCCAACCCUUCCACUUCUCCGCCAUCAACCCGGGCGGCUCCCUCCUCGCCAUCAGCGACGCCUCCACAUCCUACCGCCUCAUCCUGCCCCUGUGCUCCACCAUCGCCCUCCGCUUUACAGACGUGUCCAUCGACCCGACCGAGUCCGAGCCCAUCGUCGCCUGGACAAUGGACGAGCUCAUCGCCACGGUCAAGGUGAAACACGGCGCGCGCGCAAAGGACUGGGUCCAGCUCGCCGAGGAGCUGGGCCGCUGGUGGUUCUGGGAUCAGCGCGAGAAAUGGGGGUACUGGGGGAAUGCGCGCAGUACGAGUCGAGGUGCCGGCGAGGUAGCGGGUACCGGGCGCAUUAAGAAGAAGCAUUGGUGGGAGACGAAGUAGUGUGUAUAUAUUUGCAUACACGUGCAGAGCGAAAGAGAGACAGACAGCAUUAUAUCCCCCC
Molecule: messenger RNA, 3276 nt
Organism: Cucurbitaria berberidis CBS 394.84
Lineage: Eukaryota; Fungi; Ascomycota; Dothideomycetes; Pleosporales; Cucurbitariaceae
Product: alkaline phosphatase-like protein
Exons: 2
Coding region: 285-3215 (976 amino acids)
Source: RefSeq, a predicted model, not a curated record